Molecule: messenger RNA, 1892 nt
Organism: Python bivittatus (Burmese python)
Lineage: Eukaryota; Metazoa; Chordata; Lepidosauria; Squamata; Pythonidae
Source: RefSeq, a predicted model, not a curated record
AGAGGAAGCUACUUGAGAUCAGGGGAGCAUGGUGGAUGUUGUCCUACGAAAGGGCGAGGCUGUAAGUCGCUGUGCGUGAGUUCCUUCUUGCCCUGCUGUGGCCUUGGAUCUCCGGGCAUCGCUCGGCUACUGAAUUCACCUGCUUUCAAAGUCUGGGGUGCUUGGCUGCUUGGACUGCCAGCUGGCGUCGUCCGGGUCCGGCUUUGAUCCGUGAUCUUCGGAGGAGAACCGCGUUUUUGCCUUUUGGCUGUCAUCACCCCAAGGAAAAAAUGGCCAAGGCGAUUCAAGCUCGGCGGCUCGAAGGCGUGGACCAGAAUAUCUGGGUUGAAUUCUCCCGACUAGCCGCUACUUACAAGACUGUGAAUUUGGGUCAAGGUUUUCCCAAUUUCUCCCCGCCGGAUUUUGUCAAGGAUGCCUACGUGGAGGCCAUAAGUGGAGAAAACGCCACAUUGCACCAAUACACCCAGGCGUUUGGUCACCCUCGGUUGGUGGAGGUCCUGGCCCGCUUUUUUGGGAAGCUGCUCCAGCGAGACCUGGACCCCCUGAAGAACGUGCUGGUGACAGUGGGCGCCUACCAAGCUCUCUUCUGCUGCUUCCAGGCCCUGGUGGAUGAGGGGGACGAGGUGAUUAUAAUUGAGCCGUACUUUGACUGCUAUGAACCCAUGGCCAGAAUGGCGGGCGGGAAACCUGUCUUUAUACCCCUGCGGCUGAAGGUUACAAAAAGUGGGAAGCUGGCCUCCAGCCGAGACUGGCAACUCGAUCCAGCUGAAUUGGAGUCAAUGUUCACCAGACGAACAAAAGUCCUGGUUUUGAAUUCUCCCAACAAUCCCUUGGGGAAGGUUUUCAGCAGGACUGAAAUGGAGCACAUAGCGGACCUGUGUGUGAAACACGACGUCAUCUGCUUUAGCGACGAAGUGUACGAGUGGCUGGUUUACGACGGAAACGAGCACGUGCGGAUUGCCAGCUUGCCCGGGAUGUGGGAGCGGACGGUGACCAUUGGCAGCGCUGGCAAAACUUUCAGUGCCACGGGAUGGAAGGUUGGCUGGGCCAUAGGGCCUGAUCACCUUUUGAAACACCUCAGAACCGUUCACCAAAAUUCUAUCUAUCAUUGCGCCACUGCGGCUCAGCAGGAAGCUGUGGCCCGUGGACUGGAACAAGAGUUGGGGCGCGUUGGCAAGCCCGACAGCUAUUUUGUGUACUUGCCCAAAGAGCUCCAGCGGAAGCGGGACCUCCUCAUUGAGAGUUUGGUCUCGGUGGGCAUGAAACCAAUUGUCCCAGAGGGCACCUACUUCCUGAUUGCGGACCUCUCGACGUUUAAAGUGGAUUUGCCCCCCUCGGAGGAGCCCUACGAUUUUCGUUUUGCAAAAUGGAUGAUUAAGAACAAGCGUCUGGCUGCCAUUCCUGUCUCCGCUUUCUACAGUUUCCCGCAGAAGAAGCAAUUUGACCAUUUUUUGCGUUUCUGCUUUGCAAAGGAAGACACGACUUUGAAAGCCGCUGGGGAUAUCUUGAAGGAGUGGAGCCAGGAGUUGCAGAACCAGUGAAGCACCAGCCACGGGGCAGAGCAAAGGGUUGGGGAGCCCCCCGGGCACAUCUUCCAGAUGUUCCAGCAAGUUGAUGGGGACUGUCCCUCCACCAAGGGGAGGCAAAUCCGUCUUGAAGAAUAUUGCACUGCUGCUGGGGCCACUGAAAACUCCCCCAGGGGCCCCGACCUCUCAUCGAGAAGAGUUUUAAUUAAAAUUGCACUCCUUGCUGUUUGUCGGCAAAGCAUGCUGGAUGUGGGGUCUUCAUGGUUCGGACUUCCGAAGGACAGCUCAGCACCGCUGGAUAUUUUCAGAUUAUUGGGGGAUGAUGCCCAGGCUGAAGGAUGGAGUUUUCCCCCUUUGCAGGAAAAA